Messenger RNA from Nymphaea colorata (pocket water lily), 1941 nucleotides. RefSeq names its product DNA repair protein recA homolog 1, chloroplastic. Gene Ontology annotation, molecular function: ATP binding; ATP-dependent DNA damage sensor activity; ATP hydrolysis activity. Gene Ontology annotation, biological process: DNA repair. Bases 117 to 1424 code for a protein of 435 amino acids. The record is from RefSeq and is a predicted model, not a curated record. The transcript has 13 exons. Lineage: Eukaryota; Viridiplantae; Streptophyta; Magnoliopsida; Nymphaeales; Nymphaeaceae.
GAGAGAGAGCGAGCGAGGGAGAGAGAGAGGCAGAGGGUGAGACCGUGGGAGAGAGAGAGAGAGAGAGAGAGAGAGAGAGAGAGAGAGAGAGGGUGGGAGGGUCCAACUAGUUGUUGAUGGAGUUGCUGUGCGCUUUCCGAACUCACCUCUUCCACACCAGAAGUUUGCCUUUCCUCCACACAACAUCAAAACUUCCGGCUUCUCCAGGGAACAGGUUUCUUCGCCGCGACGCAGAUGUCAAGGCAAACGGCGUGUUUUCUGGUGACCCUGACCCCCGGGCAAUCGACCGCCAGAAAGCCCUGGAGGCUGCGAUGAAUGAUAUUAACAGUUCGUUCGGCAACGGGAGCGUCACUAGACUGGGAAGUGCUGGCGGCGCGCUGGUCGAAACCUUCCCAAGCGGCUGCCUAACGUUGGACCUUGCUCUUGGUGGUGGUCUUCCCAAAGGGAGGAUCGUCGAGAUAUUUGGCCCGGAAAGUAGCGGGAAAACCACCUUGGCACUACAUGCAAUUGCAGAAGUACAGAAGCUUGGAGGUAACGCCAUGCUUGUUGAUGCUGAACAUGCAUUUGAUCCAUCUUAUUCAAGGGCUUUAGGAGUUGACAUUGAAAAUUUAAUCGUGUGCCAGCCGGACAAUGGGGAGAUGGCAUUAGAAAUUGCAGAUCGUAUGUGCAGAUCUGGAGCAAUAGAUCUCAUUUGUGUUGACUCUGUUUCUGCUCUUACCCCAAGAGCAGAAAUUGAAGGUGAGAUCGGAAUGCAACAAAUGGGUCUGCAAGCACGUCUUAUGAGCCAAGCACUACGUAAAAUGUCAGGAAAUGCCUCAAAAGCUGGUUGCACCCUCAUUUUCCUGAAUCAGAUAAGAUACAAGAUUGGUGUUUUCUAUGGGAAUCCUGAGGUCACCAGUGGAGGAAUUGCUUUGAAAUUCUUUGCAUCUCUUCGCCUCGAAAUUCGCCCAACUGGGAAAAUAAAAUCACCCAAAGGAGAUGAAGACAUUGGCAUCAGGGUUCGUGUAAGAGUGCAGAAAAGCAAGGUGUCAAGACCAUAUAAACAAGCUGAAUUUGAUAUUAUGUUUGGGGAAGGAGUUAGUAAGUUGGGGUGCAUAUUGGAUUGUGCUGAGAUGAUGGAUGUUGUUGUAAGGAAGGGUUCUUGGUAUAGCUAUGCAGAUAUUAGCAGGUUGGGGCAGGGAAGGGAUAAAGCUCUGCAGUAUUUACGGGGAAAUCCUCAUCUUGGCAAUGAGAUAGAAAUGAGCCGGGUUCAAAUGGACUUCUCUUUUUCUCACGUUAGUAUGUCUUCUAACUUCUUUAAUAAACUUGUCUCUAAAGUAUUGAAUAGCUUGAAUUUUUUCAAUAAUGUAUUAGAAACCUUGACUAUUUCAACUGAGAGAAGAAAGAUCAAUCCCGGUCACCUACAUCACAUUUACAUUGUCUAGGUGCUUUUUGGCAUUACUUGAAGACUAUUCAGCCACACAACUUUGAGACAUGUUAAUUCUAACAUAUUCACAAGUGAGUACAUGAGGGACAGGGUGAUAAAUACCAUCACCAAUGACAAUGUGACUCAUACCAGACUACGGAAGUGGAUUAAGGAGUUGACCUGCUUGUGACAUGGGCUGGUGCACGAGAUUCUAGAAACCAUUUUCCACGAUCAUAUUGUCGCAAGUUCAACUGAGCAAGGGCAAAAUGCGGCAGUUCCUUGAUUUCACCCCUUAUUAUUCUCAUUGUUUGCGUUUGUUUGUGGAGCUUUUCCUUUGUUCCGAGGAUUAAACUAACAAUUCGCCUUGAUAUGGUCCCGAUGUUGCAUGGAAACAAGUAGGAUGAUUUCGUUGUUUUUGAGAAUUUGGAGGGAUAUUAUGGGUGGGAAGAAUGCCUUGCCAUCCCGGUUGGUCCUUGCCUUGGCCACUUGUCCUUCCCAGACACCAAAGCUAGCUUAGCUACUUGUGGAGGAUGCAC